AAAAUAUUGAGCGCCUUGAUUUGAUUUUUGCAGUAGUUGAUGUUUUUGUCUCUUCCAAAUUAACAAUUUUCAUGAAUAAUAUUGCACAGUCACAGUGAUUAGCCGUAUAACACAAACAUAGCAGACAAAUAUUGUCUAUGUGAGCCACCAGUCUGUGGCAGGCAGCCCAUGGUCUAAUCCAUCAGGACCAUGUCUUCAUACAGAAGUUUCAAUCAUCAGUCUAAAUCAUCGACAAGUAGUUCUGCUAGCACAGAAGAUGGUGACACGGGUGGCUUGACGUAUCAACAAAUGUUGUACAAGAACUCUUAUCGAAACAAAUUGCCAACUUCAUCUACAAAGAAGGGGUACCCGGGGCGUGGAAACUACGUAGGCAUGCCGCGCCGUGUUGUCUAUUCGGAUCUACAUGAGCUUGAUGACAGUGAUGAUAGCGAUACUGGUUCCCAGGCCAGCCUGCACUCACUGGAAGACGCAGAGAAGACAGGGAAUACGAAUUCACUAAGUAUCUACUCUUUUGAUCGACGCUUCCCCUUUAUGAAGAGUGCUGUCUCAGCACCUGUAAAUGAGACUGCAGACCUCAAGGCAGCAUCAAGGUCCGUUGCUGUAAAGCCAGAAGACAUGAGCAGCAGCAAAGAUGCUCCUGCAAACCACCUACAUAGACCACUGCAACCAUCUUUUACUGGGUCGAAUUCUGCUUUCGUUGCUGUUAAAAAGAUCACACCCAUGCCACACUGUGAUGUCAGCGCUCCAGGCGCAUCACGUGAUGUUUUCGGCACUGCACACCUAGAAAGUCAUGACUUUAAUCAACAGCAGAGAGAAGAAAUGUACCAGUCCGUAGACAAAAGCAGCGACAUUAAUUCGAAACUCGCUUCACCUUCUAGAGGAGGUCAAGUGAAAACUCCUCCAGCGACGCCGACGAAAAACCACAAGUUUGUGAACAGCGUUCACAAGGUCAUGCCUGCCGGCGAAUCCCACGUGAGCUCUGCCUUGAAAGCUGCAGGAGAGUUCAGCGAACGAAAGGCCGGUAAGGUGAACAGACAACCGCUGUCGGAAUUGAGCAACGGGAGAGACGCGGCACUGUCAAGAGACAAAUACGCAAUGCCGUCGGAUGGCAAGCCGCAUGCUGUGAGAAAGACUGUCAGUUACAGCGUGGUGCCGUCAGGCAGUGCCUCGUCACACACGCGGACGCCAGCGGAGAAGAGUAGUGGCGACCUCGGCUUAUUUACGUGUCGCGGCGUUGACGCGGUGGGGCCAUUAUCGAGACAAAAGAGCAUGCCUUCUCUGGGCAGAGUGUCGAGUACAUCGCUGACGCCUGCGAUCGCCGCUGGCAACCGCGACAAAGAAAAUGUGCGUGUGGAGAGAAGAAGCGAGCGUGGGAAUGAGGCGACUCCAAUUGCUACGACCUGGGCAGAGCCUGUCAGGGAGUUAUCCGAAGCUUCCAGGGAUUUGUCGGCUAAACAUACGGACUCUCGUGCCCGGAUGGAUUUACUGUUUGAAGGCGGAGGCGAAAUUGCUGCAUCCGCAAUGCGCAGCCAUGGCAACCGCGGCAUAUAUCCACCAGCCCUACGCGCAGGACAUACAAGCAGCAUCCGUAGCAGAACUGCAGUCAGCCAUCAUAAUCUACUCCCGGGCAUGUCUGCAAAGACUGCCCUUAUUAGACCAGAACCUGUGAGUCAGCAAGACAACCACACUGGUGGUCAGAAGUCUACCCCGCAGCUACUGGCACAGGGUUCUACUGGUAGUAUGUCAAAUGUGUCGGUGUCAGCAACCACGUUCAGCGGCCAGGAUGUUUCAUCCAGUCUGCAGCUUAGCAGUCAGCCAUUCCAGGUCAUCCACAAUGGGGUUAAAAUGACUGUAGUUCCGGCUACAGCUUGUCCGACACCGACAACGGAGCAGACGGCGACGUCGGCCACUCAGCAUGCGGCCGCCUCAUCUCUGAUUCGGGACCUGGGUAAGGACAUCAUCACGAUCAAUGGGAAGUCCUACAUUGUCUUCACACUGCUCGGCAAGGGAGGGUCCAGCAAGGUGUACCAAGUGCUAGACAGUGAGAAGAAGCGCUAUUUGGCUGUCAAAUGUGUAGACCUAGAUGGCGCUGAUGAUGUGACUAUUAAGUCGUAUGAGAAUGAGAUAACACUACUGCGCAGGCUGGAGUACAGUGGAAAGGUCAUCAAGCUUCACGACUAUGAGUACAACAAGCAGCAGAAGUGCCUUUAUCUGCUGAUGGAGUCCGGUGACACCGAUCUCGCCGUGUGGCUGCGCAGUCGCAACAAGACGGGACAGAACACGCACGAGAUGCGCAUGUACUAUUGGGCCGAGAUGCUCAAGUGCGUCGCGAUCAUACACAAAGAAGGGAUUGUCCACUCUGAUCUGAAGCCAGCCAACUUCCUCAUUGUGAGAGGUGAAUUGAAACUGAUCGAUUUUGGGAUUGCAAAUGCCAUUCAGAAGGACAAGACAAGCAUCACCAAGGAUUAUCAGAUGGGAACACUAAAUUAUAUGAGUCCUGAGGCCAUCCAGGAUACAUCGGAUCCAUUCCAAUAUGAGGCCGGUGGGAACAAGAAACACAUCUACAAGGUCGGAGUGAAGGCGGACGUGUGGUCGCUGGGAUGCAUCCUCUACAACAUGGCGUAUGGGAAGACUCCCUUCCAGCACAUCACGAACCAGAUAGCAAAGCUGCAGGCCAUCAUAAACCCGGCUUACGACAUCAAGUACCCCGACUGUGGGGAACCCGAACUUGUAGACACGCUGAAGAAAUGUCUCGACAGGGACCCAAAGAAGAGAGCAUCCAUCGCUGAUUUACUGAAUCAUCCAUAUCUUAACAAGAAACGAGCCGCUGAUGUCAGUACGUUGACGGAAGACAAGCUGAAGAAGAUACUGCUGCAGAUCCAGCAAGCAGACGUAAACUCACCCACGACACUAUCGGCCAUUACAAGGGGAGUGAUUCAGAACCUGCAGUCUGGAAAAGAAGUUGACAUAUCUUCCAUUCUCAGCAAGAGACAGGCUGCACAGAGUGGUUCCAGCUCACCAGUGUGACGAUUCAACCACGGGUGCAGUGACACGCACAUCUUGCACAAAAGUGACGACGCAGAGAGAGAGAGAGAGAGCGAAAGAGAGAUUAGGGGAGGGUAAAACACAGAGUGAGUGAGAGAGAGAGAGCUGGAGUUAUAAACUCUACGGGAAGGUGCCUACGUGCAGGGCAAGCUUAAUUAGCUCGUAAUGGUGAGGGUGGUUACUUUGUGAUCACCAGUCGUUCACUGUUAUGAGUUUAUUUGGAUCUGUGAUUACCAACGCUAUUAUAUAUAUUUAGUUAAAAAUACACAACCACACCACAUGGUAGUGAAGUUCCAAAAGAAAUAUUUAGUUCUAAAUUGCUAAUAUUUGUGUAAUAGUGAACCAAAUAACAAGAUGGAUUUCUGUAGCGUAUUUAAUUUGUCUAUUAACGACAACAAAUCAAGUUACAGUAUUGCUAUUUCUUUCGUGCACGUUAAUUUCUAUAUAAUAAUUUUAAGGUAUAUAUACCCUACAAGAUAAAUGUAUAUCUCGUAGUUACCACUGAAAUAUUGAUAGCAGCAAAGAUGAGAAUAAUUUCUGUAAAGAAAAGAUUGGGAGAAAGUGGCCACUUCAGUAUAAAUAUUUCCCAUUUCUUAUCACUGAUUAAAAUCGGCAUCCAAAAUUUAUGAUCUUGUCAUAAAUUUUAUGCUUGGGCUCUCAUGACUACCUCAGGAGGGAAAAUGCGAUCAGGUUAAAUUUCACACAUGUUUACUGGGCUAGUAGAGAUUUCCCCUUCAUGGCUAGACAUGUUGUAAUUGAAAAUGUGGUAUCGCUUUUGUGAUUGAUAUAAGAUGACAUAUUAAAGGUGAUUUGCAAGGCAUUGACCCAUGUGGAGAGUUUGUUGGCGUCGUCCUGGAGAAAUUGAUCUGUCUUGUUGGACUGUCUUGAAGUCGGAAGACUUGACCUCGCUAUAUACACUAUAUGUUGCAGUGAGCGAACAGACGUAUCUGUGAGGUGAUGACAUAAGUCUUUGUAUAUACACAUUGGCUCCAGAACAAUACCGUGUGAGCUUUCACUUGCUGUACCUUCGCAGGUUUGCUAUGGAUGCCACGUAUGUUAGAACGGUUUUUUAGGAAGGCUCUUAUCCUACCAAGGAUGCUGUAUAGUGUUGUUUUUUGCAUCAAACUCAUUGCGGAAUUAAGGUGAAAUAUUUGACUUAUUUUUUGGUGUUUGUUGGUUUGGCCCAGUCGUGUAUAGAUGAAAUAUGGCUGGUGUGUAGGUGGUUUCCUAUGUCAUUGUUCGCCUGUUCCUUUGAGUUUAUUGAUAAUCUUGUCUAUUUUAUGCGUUAGCCACUUGAUUUUCCACCUACACUAAAAAGGCUACUUAAUUAUGGCAUGCCUUGGUCAGUUUGUUUGGAAUGUUUAUUUUCUUCAUAGCAGCGGUAAAUGAGAAUGGAUAACGGUUUCGUUUUUUUCAGUUCAGUGUAUUGUUUGCUGGGUCUAGGUGAAAUCAUUUUGUUCAUUAUGUUUAUAAUUGGUAAUAUUUGCAUGGGUGGUACCUUCCUCCUUGAUAUAUAUGUAUUUCUGUGAAUAUGCGUGUAACUACUAUUCGCGGCAUCCGAAUUAUCGACUGGAUCGGAUGUCCAGUAGUCGAGAAGCCCUGCGACCGAUUGUCAUUGGUGUAAUUUACUUUGAGGGCCCAUUUUCAGAAACACAAGCAGUUAUGACUACCAAACGUAUGAAAUGGCAUGACAUUUGCAUGACACUUCACCUCAAAAGUCACGCCAUGUUAGACUUAUGAACUCAUAACGACAACGGGCCCCUGAAGUGCGGUAACCAACCAGUGUCUAUCGUCACAAAUAUACAUAUAAACAAAAGGAUGUCAAUAUAUAA
Priapulus caudatus is the source of this 4877-nucleotide messenger RNA. Its product is annotated as probable serine/threonine-protein kinase mkcC. Gene Ontology annotation, molecular function: protein serine/threonine kinase activity; ATP binding; protein serine/threonine/tyrosine kinase activity. The record is from RefSeq and is a predicted model, not a curated record. Gene Ontology annotation, cellular component: nucleus; kinetochore; spindle. Bases 190 to 3027 code for a protein of 945 amino acids. The transcript has 16 exons. Gene Ontology annotation, biological process: chromosome segregation; peptidyl-serine phosphorylation; protein localization to kinetochore. NCBI's taxonomy places the organism in Eukaryota, Metazoa, Priapulida, Priapulimorpha, Priapulimorphida, Priapulidae.